AUGGUGAACGGAAACAUUACCUUUGACGACUACCUCGGCCUCACCACCUGCCUGGUCGAGUGGGCCGACAGCUACGACACAAAGGACUGGGAGCGCCUCUCCAAAUGCAUCGCCCCGACUCUUCGUAUCGACUACCGCUCCUUCCUCGACAAGCUCUGGCCCGCCAUGCCCGCCGCCGAGUUCCUCGAGAUGAUCUCGUCGCCCCAGGUCCUCGGCGACCCGCUGCUCAUGACGCAGCACUUCAUCGGCGGGACCAAGUGGGAGAAGGUGUCCGACACCGAGGUCGUCGGCGUGCACCAGGUGCGCGUCCCGCACCAGCGCUACCUCGACGCCGACCGGUCCCGGGGCGUCGCCGUCAAGGGCCACGCCCACAGCACAAACACCCACUGGUACCGCAAGGUCGACGGCGUCUGGAAGUUUGCGGGGCUCAUGCCCAUCAUCCACUGGGGCGAGUUCGACUUUGACAAGGUCUUUGCCAGCGGCCGCGAGGAGUUUGGCACCGAGGCAGAGGGCGGCAGCAGCCAGGAUGCCAAGGCAGAUGCUGAGCGGGCGGCCGGCGUGCCGUCCUCCGUAGACGCUGCGCCUGGCAAGCCUCAGAAGCUCGAUGUCACGGCAAGCCGUGUUGCCGUCGAGGCAUCUUAG
Molecule: messenger RNA, 642 nt
Organism: Microdochium trichocladiopsis
Lineage: Eukaryota; Fungi; Ascomycota; Sordariomycetes; Xylariales; Microdochiaceae
Product: scytalone dehydratase
Exons: 2
Coding region: 1-642 (213 amino acids)
Biological process (GO): melanin metabolic process
Molecular function (GO): scytalone dehydratase activity
Source: RefSeq, a predicted model, not a curated record